Haemonchus placei is the source of this 231-nucleotide messenger RNA. The record is from the annotation of a GenBank genome assembly. NCBI's taxonomy places the organism in Eukaryota, Metazoa, Nematoda, Chromadorea, Rhabditida, Trichostrongylidae.
AUGAUUGGAUGGUAUGACUCGUUACGCAGGCUGCUGCCUACAGAUCGUGAUCGUCUUGCAGAUGUGAUGUGCCAGUUGGUGAAUAGCCCUGACCCAGUUGUCUGGAAACAGACGGCCGUCGCUGUUACCAUCCGUUAUCGCAUGUCGCGUGACUCGGCUCAGCUCGCUCAUCUACCAUUGUUGCUAGAGGGAGAAAGAAAAGUGAUACCCAGAUUAGAAGCCACUCCUUGA